Macadamia integrifolia is the source of this 1412-nucleotide messenger RNA. Its product is annotated as omega-hydroxypalmitate O-feruloyl transferase-like. The transcript is spliced from 2 exons. Lineage: Eukaryota; Viridiplantae; Streptophyta; Magnoliopsida; Proteales; Proteaceae. The coding region runs from base 173 to 793 and encodes 206 amino acids. The record is from RefSeq and is a predicted model, not a curated record.
UUUGCCUGUUGCCCAUGUCCUCAUCAUAAACUUAUAAAGGUCUUGGUAUGUUUUGGGGAGUCCAGGCCAUGACUCUUUGCUUGUUUCUACCCUGACUUAGCUUGCAUUAAGCUUGUUUUUGUGUCUGUGUCUGUGUGCGAGCGCGUGAGCAGGUAGGAGGAGGAGAUUCUCAAUGGAAGCUUUACAUGGAACUGGAGAAGCAUUCACAGUAACAAAGUCUAAGCCUGUUGUCGUCUCUCCUACAAUGAAGAAUUAUGAUGGGUUCUAUUAUUUGUCGCCUAUAGAUGAGUUGAUGAUAGGUCCUCUUGAUAUUUUAUUUUGCUUCGAGAUGCAUGAUGGGACGAGAAGGACAGAGAAUCUUUGUGAAACAAUCAAACAAGCGUUGGCUAAGGUUCUGGUUCAUUUCUAUCCAUUUGCAGGGAGACUUGUAAAGGGUUCAGAUGACAAUUUUAUGGUGAAAUGCACAGGAGAAGGUGUUUCAUUUGUUGAAGCAGCUGCAAAUUGUGACCUUCGUGAGUUGGGUGAAUUUACAACCCUUAAUCUCCCAAAACAAAGAGAACUUGUUUAUGCUUCCAAUGAAUCAAACGAUCCUUUCCAUAUACCACUGCUUGUGGUGCAGGUUCUAAUUAUCCAAGUUAACCCGGAGACAAAAAGGAACACGAGAGACCGAAGGAAGGAUCCUAAAGAACCACUUCCCUACUCUAACAACUACAACAACUUCAAAAGAAAAACAUUCCAAGAAAGCAGUCACCUGUGCCUACUCCUAGUAACUCUGGUCGACGGACGAGCGUGAGAACAUGAUGAAACAGAGUUAGGCUUCUUCCCACUUGGAUUGGGAGGAAACACCCAGAUCCCCGUGACGUUUCUUUGUGGCAAUGGGAGGACUCACCCUAUCUAAAUGAACAUCUUCAGAUGGAACACAUUUCUAUAGGGGCAUCCAACAUGCUAAUGGAACAGCCAAUUCUGUUUUCACAUUGAAGAACCCCGGAAAGCUCACUAGAUACGGACAAAGCCUUAACAAGGGGCAAUCCAGGUGAAGAAGAUUGGGAAACAAUGAUGGAUCAGGUUCAUGUAAGGGAAUGUUCUCGUACAUUCCUAGUCCAUAGAUUUAGAAUCUAUUAAUUAAAGAGAGAGAAAAUUGAUUUUAAAUCAAUGGAUUAGGAACGUUCUUAUACAUUUUCAUACAUGAACCUGAUCCACUCUCGCUUAUGGGCAUUAAUGCCCACUUGACAAAACAGAUACACAUGCCCUUCUAGUUCAUUAUCACUGCUAGGGUCGUUGGGCACACUAUGUUCAACGUCCAUGAAGAGCCCAUCUAUGCUUGCACUACCUUGCUGCUCUAAGUCCACUAUAGGAUCCACAAUAGGCUCCAACAUAUCAGAGUGAAGGCACAAGCCGAGCCCAACUCUAGU